UAAGCAAAGUGAGCUUUCCCAAUAUGUGUGAUCUAUAUUUUCAACAGUAAUAAAUACCGCAGUUGUGUACUAGUCUUCGUUCCUACCCCCUGAGACAAAAAAGCUCCAAAACCUCUGAUUUUUUUUAAUUUAAUCCGCUACAGAUUUCCCCUCCAAUCCGCCCCCAAUUCGACCGCUCCCUCACCGAUCCCGCCGCCGCUCUCCCCGUCGCCGAUAACGGACAGCGGAAAUGGAGAGUGGAAGCGUUCUGGAAACCAUCGGCCAAGAGAUAAUCGGCGUGAUGGCGCCUGUCUCCGUCUGCAUGCUUCUCGUCGUCCUCCUCGUCUACACUGUCUACAACCCCUCCUCCUCCGCCGCCGCCACCACCAUCCGCACCGCCGCCAAUUUGGUCUACAUGGAGUCCCCGACCGAUUCCACCGCGCAGAAGCUCGAGGGAGCCAUCCUCAACGCCGUUGUUUUCAUCGUCAUCAUAACUCUAGUCACCUUCCUCCUAGUCCUCCUCUACUACUACCGCUUCAACAAUUUCCUCCUCUACUACACCCGCUUCUCCGUGUUCCUGAUCUUCUCCGCCAUGGGCAGCUCGAUUCUGAUCUCCAUCGUCCAGAGAUUCAACAUCCCCAUCGACGCCGCCACGUUCUACGUUUUGCUGUUCAAUUUCACCGUAUUGGGCACGAUCUCCGUGUUCUCGGAUGGGAUUCCUAUAAUUGUGAAGCAGAGCACUAUGGUGGUGUUGGGGAUUAUUGUGGCGGCGUGGUUUUCGCGGCUGCCGGAGUGGACGACGUGGAUUGUGUUGGUGGCGCUGGCAUUGUACGAUUUGGCCGCCGUCUUGGCGCCAGGCGGGCCGCUGAAGUUACUGGUAGAGCUUGCAUCUAGCCGGGAAGAGGAAUUGCCUGCAUUGGUCUACGAGUGUAGACCAAAUGUAGGGAGGAAUUCUGGAGCUAGGGUUUCAAAUUUGGGGUUUUUGGUAGCAGCAGGGGUUGGUAUGAGUAGUGAUAACAACACUAGUAAUAGUGAUAACUCUAAUGGCUCGGUAGAGUUACAAGAAUUAUUGAGGAAUGGGGAUAGGAACGACACUGCAAUUGAGAGAGAGCAUUUGGUGAUUGGUGUUGAUGAAGAUGAUAGGAGUAGUGGAGGUGAGAUUGAGGAGGUGAGAGAAGAAGCAGGAGAGAUGGCAGCGUUGAUGGGAGAUGGCGAUUCAAUUGAAAGGCGGUCUCAUCCAAAUGGUAGAUUGUGGCGAGGAAGUGAGAGACAAGGGAUUGAAAUGGAGGACUUGAAUCCGAGAGGGAUAAAGCUGGGUAUGGGGGAUUUCAUCUUCUACAGCGUGCUUGUGGGAAGGGCGGCAAUGUAUGAUCUGAUGACUGUAUAUGCUUGUUAUCUCGCCAUCAUAUCAGGACUCGGAUGCACGCUCAUAUUGCUGGCUGUCUGUCGUCAUGCAUUGCCAGCACUUCCUAUUUCGAUUACUUUGGGGGUCGUAUUUUACUUCUUGACCAGGCUGUUCAUGGAGCCGUUCGUUGUUGGGGCUUCUACUAAUUUGAUCAUGUUCUGAUAACUUUUGCUGAUUUAAGGGGCAUAUGUAACAAUGAAUGCUUCCGCCCCAUUUCUUACACUUACGGAAAACUUCUUGCAAUCACAGGUCUGAUUUGUUCAUUGAUUCCUAAAAAAAUUGUUGAUAUGUUUGUCUUGAAAAUGCAAUCAGCGGAAAUUGUUCAUCA
This is a messenger RNA of Salvia miltiorrhiza (redroot sage), 1712 nucleotides long. RefSeq names its product presenilin-like protein At1g08700. Bases 230 to 1546 code for a protein of 438 amino acids. Gene Ontology annotation, molecular function: aspartic endopeptidase activity, intramembrane cleaving. Gene Ontology annotation, cellular component: membrane; nucleus. The transcript has a single exon. Gene Ontology annotation, biological process: protein processing. The record is from RefSeq and is a predicted model, not a curated record. NCBI's taxonomy places the organism in Eukaryota, Viridiplantae, Streptophyta, Magnoliopsida, Lamiales, Lamiaceae.